Molecule: messenger RNA, 1560 nt
Organism: Fomitopsis serialis
Lineage: Eukaryota; Fungi; Basidiomycota; Agaricomycetes; Polyporales; Fomitopsidaceae
Product: iron-containing alcohol dehydrogenase
Exons: 9
Coding region: 274-1446 (390 amino acids)
Cellular component (GO): mitochondrion
Molecular function (GO): metal ion binding; alcohol dehydrogenase (NAD+) activity
Source: RefSeq, a predicted model, not a curated record
CGAUGCCUUACAUACCCCUUGCCUCCCAUAAACCUGCGCAGCGGCCGAUAGUGAUUUAUAACUUCUAUACAUCGACGAAAUUGCGACAUAAAAGGCCUCAUUGUGCGGAGCGUGUAUCCGAGUGGCUAACUAUAGCUGACAAAUCUGCAGCUGGGGCCAGUGCACAGAUGUCUAGCGGAGACCGACGGAUAUCUGUCUCGUUGCAUAGCUGGAAAUUGUUGUUGCGCUUGCGCCCACUACGCCACGCAGUACUUGGUUCAGUACACUAAGCCCAUGUCCUAUCAGCUGACAAACCUGGACGGAAAUGUCGAUGGCGACUACACGGUCGACGUCAUGUGCACUCUCUCGUCCGUCGACCUGUUCUCAACCACCUCGACCAAUCUCCAGGGUCAAUAUGCAUGGACGGACACGCUGAAGGGUGUCCACUACGGCCCGGGGUCGCUCACCACUGCUCUGCCAAAGCUUCUGAAGACUCUCGGGGCGUCCAAGGCCCUCGUCGUCACCGGCAGGAGUCUAUACGACAAGACGGAUGUCGUGAAGAAGGUCGAGGGCGUGCUGAAGCAACACAAUGCGUACGCGGCGACGUUCUACGAGAUCGGACAGCACUCGCCUGUCGCUGGCAUCCACGACGGGCUGAAGGUGUUCAAGGAGUCGGGCGCGGACGUCAUCGUCUCCGUCGGCGGAGGAUCGCCCGUCGACGCGUCCAAGGCGAUCCUGUACUUCCUCCAGCAGGAGACGGGCGGAGAGUAUUUGCGCCAGAUCGCGAUAGGCGCAGGGUACACGAAUGAAGAGGGGAAGAAAGUCGCGGUCAGCUCACCGCAGCUCGCACCGGCUGGUAUCAUCCUCGACGCGGAGCUCACACUCGCUACCCCAGAACGCCUCUGGCUGUCCACCGGGAUGCGCGCAGUGGAUCAUGCAGUAGAGAACCUAUACAGACCACUCAUCCCCCCACCCGUCAAGUACCUUGCUAUGCUGCGCUCGUCGACCUCUUCAAGUACCUCCCGCCUCGAAGGCGAACCCUCAGGCGUGGAUAACCGCUACGAUAGCGCGCUCGGGUUGUCUCAUGCGCUCGGCCAUAAACUAGGAGCGACGUACAGUAUCCCGCAUGGGAUUACUUCCAGGAUGUCAGUGCUGACGCUAGCACCAACCGUUGCGCUCAAAGCUGAGGUCGCUUCCGAGGACGACAAGGAGUGGCUGUCCAACACGCUCUGGUACCUCGCGCAAGACAAGACAGGUUCUCUGGACGGCGACGUGCUCAAGCUAUCGAAGCUCAUUGACAAUCUUGUGAGCGAUCUGGGGCUGAAGUCGACACUGUCUGAAUACAACGUCCCGCGCGAGGAUCUUCCGAAGAUUGCAGAGCUCUCGGUGGGCAGCAAAGACGAUCCGACGUAUCCGAAAGUCGUCAAGCUUCUCGAGGGGCUCUAUGCUUAUCCCUCGACCAUAUAGCUGUACUCAGUAGUGGUAAAAGGAGAUCGUCGGCAUUCUUCACCUACCAUGUAUUAUUCUCGAAUUGUAGGAUUAUUGAAUUAUGGACGAAUAGACGCGACGCUAUAGGGCGAA